Messenger RNA from Caenorhabditis angaria, 15452 nucleotides. NCBI's taxonomy places the organism in Eukaryota, Metazoa, Nematoda, Chromadorea, Rhabditida, Rhabditidae. The record is from the annotation of a GenBank genome assembly.
AUGCUAAUUUUUCUGUGUUUUCUUCAAAUUUCCCCAAUUUUCGGUCUAAAAUACCUGGAAGUGGGCCGAAUUCCGGCCUGGAAAGCCCUGCAUCAAAAAAAUCCCAAUCACGGCCCCUCGUAUCCACAGCCCGAACAAAUCCACUUGGCCUAUCGCAGCCCCACGGAAUACGUCAUAAGUUGGCUGACGUUCGACGACACCCUGGAGAGUUUGGUCGAGUUUGGCGAGGAUUUGGGAAAGUUGGACAACGUGGCAAUCGGAAGAUGCGGGGUAUUUUUGGACGGGCAGAAGGAUAACAUAUGGCGGUAUAUUCAUCGAGCGAAUUUGACGGGUUUGGAGCCGGGAAAACGUGUUUGUGAGUGGGAAAUGCUCAUUUUUGAGCCGAAAUUUGUGAGGAAUCGUGGAUUUUAGGCCUAGAAACAUGGUAUAGGCCUAAGCCUUUGGUUAAGCCUAAGCCUGAUGAACCUAAGCCUAAGCCUGAUGAACCUAAGCCUAAGCCUGAUGAACCUAAGCCUAAGCCUUUGGCUAACCCUAAGCCUGAUGAACCCAAGCCUAAGCCUGAUGAACCUAAGCUUAAGCCUGAUGAACUUAAGCCUGAGCCUGGUGAACCUAAGCCCAAGCCUGAUGAACCUAAGCCUAAGCCUGAUGAACCUAAGGCCUGAUGAACCUUAGCCUAAGCCUGAUGAACCUAAGCCUAAGCCUGAUGAACCUAAGCCUUUAGAUAAGCCUAAGCCUAAUGAACCUAAGCCUUCGGUUAAGCCUAAGCUUUUAGUUAAGCCUAAGCCUUAGGUCCAGAAAAGCCCCAAGCCCCAAAAAUCUCCAAAUAUGUUUCACAGUCUACCACGUUGGCUCAAAACACGGCUGGUCACCAAUCUUCUUCUUCACCCCACUCGCGCCACGUCAUAGCACAGGUGGCGGCUACGAAUUCGCGGUCUACGGUGAUUUGGGUGUUGAAAACGGUAGAUCUUUGGGUGCCAUUCAAAAACUGGCGCAAAUUGGUGAAAUCGAUAUGGUGUUGCACGUGGGCGAUUUCGCCUAUAAUAUGAAUGAGGAAAACGGCGAGACUGGUGAUGAAUUUAUGAGGCAAAUUGAGCCGAUUGCGGCGUAUGUACCGUAUAUGGUUGCGGUGGGAAAUCAUGAGAAUUUUAACAAUUUUACGCAUUAUGUUAAUCGAUUUAAUAUGCCGAAUAGUGAACAUAAUUUGUAUUAUAGGUGAGGUUUUUGGGGGUGAUUUUGAGCCUGGAUUUCUCAUUUUUAUCCAUAAAAUAAGGCUAGAUAUAAAAAAUCUGUAUUUCGUAGUAACUCCGAAACGACGAUUUCUCAUUUUUAUCCAUAAAAUAAGGCUAGAUAUAAAAAAUCUGUAUUUCGUAGUAACUCCGAAACGACGAUUUCUCAUUUUUAUCCAUAAAAUAAGGCUAGAUAUAAAAAAUCUGUAUUUCGUAGUAGCUACCAAACGACGAUUUCUCAUUUUUAUCCAUAAAAUAAGGCUAGAUAUAAAAAAUCUGUAUUUCGUAGUAACUCCGAAACGACGAUUUCUCAUUUUUAUCCAUAAAAUAAGGCUAGAUAUAAAAAAUCUGUAUUUCGUAGUAACUCCGAAACGACGAUUUCUCAUUUUUAUCCAUAAAAUAAGGCUAGAUAUAAAAAAUCUGUAUUUUGUAGUGACUCCGAAACGACGAUUUCUCAUUUUUAUCCAUAAAAUAAGGCUAGAUAUAAAAAAUCUGUAUUUCGUAGUAACUCCGAAACGACGAUUUCUCAUUUUUAUCCAUAAAAUAAGGCUAGAUAUAAAAAAUCUGUAUUUCGUAGUAACUCCGAAACGACGAUUUCUCAUUUUUAUCCAUAAAAUAAGGCUAGAUAUAAAAAAUCUGUAUUUCGUAGUAGCUACCAAACGACGAUUUCUCAUUUUUAUCCAUAAAAUAAGGCUAGAUAUAAAAAAUCUGUAUUUCGUAGUGACUCCGAAACGACGAUUUCUCAUUUUUAUCCAUAAAAUAAGGCUAGAUAUAAAAAAUCUGUAUUUCGUAGUAACUCCGAAACGACGAUUUCUCAUUUUUAUCCAUAAAAUAAGGCUAGAUAUAAAAAAUCUGUAUUUCGUAGUGACUCCGAAACGACGAUUUCUCAUUUUUAUCCAUAAAAUAAGGCUAGAUAUAAAAAAUCUGUAUUUCGUAGUAACUCCGAAACGACGAUUUCUCAUUUUUAUCCAUAAAAUAAGGCUAGAUAUAAAAAAUCUGUAUUUCGUAGUGACUCCGAAACGACGAUUUCUCAUUUUUAUCCAUAAAAUAAGGCUAGAUAUAAAAAAUCUGUAUUUCGUAGUAACUCCGAAACGACGAUUUCUCAUUUUUAUCCAUAAAAUAAGGCUAGAUAUAAAAAAUCUGUAUUUCGUAGUAACUCCGAAACGACGAUUUCUCAUUUUUAUCCAUAAAAUAAGGCUAGAUAUAAAAAAUCUGUAUUUCGUAGUAACUCCGAAACGACGAUUUCUCAUUUUUAUCCAUAAAAUAAGGCUAGAUAUAAAAAAUCUGUAUUUCGUAGUAACUCCGAAACGACGAUUUCUCAUUUUUAUCCAUAAAAUAAGGCUAGAUAUAAAAAAUCUGUAUUUUGUAGUGACUCCGAAACGACGAUUUCUCAUUUUUAUCCAUAAAAUAAGGCUAGAUAUAAAAAAUCUGUAUUUCGUAGUAACUCCGAAACGACGAUUUCUCAUUUUUAUCCAUAAAAUAAGGCUAGAUAUAAAAAAUCUGUAUUUCGUAGUAACUCCGAAACGACGAUUUCUAUUUUUAUCCAUAAAAUAAGGCUAGAUAUAAAAAAUCUGUAUUUCGUAGUAACUCCGAAACGACGAUUUCUCAUUUUUAUCCAUAAAAUAAGGCUAGAUAUAAAAAAUCUGUAUUUCGUAGUGACUCCGAAACGACGAUUUCUCAUUUUUAUCCAUAAAAUAAGGCUAGAUAUAAAAAAUCUGUAUUUCGUAGUAGCUACCAAACGACGAUUUCUCAUUUUUAUCCAUAAAAUAAGGCUAGAUAUAAAAAAUCUGUAUUUCGUAGUGACUCCGAAACGACGAUUUCUCAUUUUUAUCCAUAAAAUAAGGCUAGAUAUAAAAAAUCUGUAUUUCGUAGUAGCUACCAAACGACGAUUUCUCAUUUUUAUCCAUAAAAUAAGGCUAGAUAUAAAAAAUCUGUAUUUCGUAGUGACUCCGAAACGACGAUUUCUCAUUUUUAUCCAUAAAAUAAGGCUAGAUAUAAAAAAUCUGUAUUUCGUAGUAGCUACCAAACGACGAUUUCUCAUUUUUAUCCAUAAAAUAAGGCUAGAUAUAAAAAAUCUGUAUUUCGUAGUAACUCCGAAACGACGAUUUCUCAUUUUUAUCCAUAAAAUAAGGCUAGAUAUAAAAAAUCUGUAUUUCGUAGUAACUCCGAAACGACGAUUUCUCAUUUUUAUCCAUAAAAUAAGGCUAGAUAUAAAAAAUCUGUAUUUCGUAGUAACUCCGAAACGACGAUUUCUCAUUUUUAUCCAUAAAAUAAGGCUAGAUAUAAAAAAUCUGUAUUUCGUAGUAACUCCGAAACGACGAUUUCUCAUUUUUAUCCAUAAAAUAAGGCUAGAUAUAAAAAAUCUGUAUUUCGUAGUAACUCCGAAACGACGAUUUCUCAUUUUUAUCCAUAAAAUAAGGCUAGAUAUAAAAAAUCUGUAUUUCGUAGUAACUCCGAAACGACGAUUUCUCAUUUUUAUCCAUAAAAUAAGGCUAGAUAUAAAAAAUCUGUAUUUCGUAGUAGCUACCAAACGACGAUUUCUCAUUUUUAUCCAUAAAAUAAGGCUAGAUAUAAAAAAUCUGUAUUUCGUAGUAGCUACCAAACGACGAUUUCUCAUUUUUAUCCAUAAAAUAAGGCUAGAUAUAAAAAAUCUGUAUUUCGUAGUAACUCCGAAACGACGAUUUCUCAUUUUUAUCCAUAAAAUAAGGCUAGAUAUAAAAAAUCUGUAUUUCGUAGUAACUCCGAAACGACGAUUUCUCAUUUUUAUCCAUAAAAUAAGGCUAGAUAUAAAAAAUCUGUAUUUCGUAGUAACUCCGAAACGACGAUUUCUCAUUUUUAUCCAUAAAAUAAGGCUAGAUAUAAAAAAUCUGUAUUUUGUAGUAACUCCGAAACGACGAUUUCUCAUUUUUAUCCAUAAAAUAAGGCUAGAUAUAAAAAAUCUGUAUUUCGUAGUAACUCCGAAACGACGAUUUCUCAUUUUUAUCCAUAAAAUAAGGCUAGAUAUAAAAAAUCUGUAUUUCGUAGUAGCUACCAAACGACGAUUUCUCAUUUUUAUCCAUAAAAUAAGGCUAGAUAUAAAAAAUCUGUAUUUCGUAGUAGCUACCAAACGACGAUUUCUCAUUUUUAUCCAUAAAAUAAGGCUAGAUAUAAAAAAUCUGUAUUUCGUAGUAACUCCGAAACGACGAUUUCUCAUUUUUAUCCAUAAAAUAAGGCUAGAUAUAAAAAAUCUGUAUUUCGUAGUAGCUACCAAACGACGAUUUCUCAUUUUUAUCCAUAAAAUAAGGCUAGAUAUAAAAAAUCUGUAUUUCGUAGUAACUCCGAAACGACGAUUUCUCAUUUUUAUCCAUAAAAUAAGGCUAGAUAUAAAAAAUCUGUAUUUCGUAGUAGCUACCAAACGACGAUUUCUCAUUUUUAUCCAUAAAAUAAGGCUAGAUAUAAAAAAUCUGUAUUUCGUAGUAACUCCGAAACGACGAUUUCUCAUUUUUAUCCAUAAAAUAAGGCUAGAUAUAAAAAAUCUGUAUUUUGUAGUGACUCCGAAACGACGAUUUCUCAUUUUUAUCCAUAAAAUAAGGCUAGAUAUAAAAAAUCUGUAUUUCGUAGUAACUCCGAAACGACGAUUUCUCAUUUUUAUCCAUAAAAUAAGGCUAGAUAUAAAAAAUCUGUAUUUUGUAGUAACUCCGAAACGACGAUUUCUCAUUUUUAUCCAUAAAAUAAGGCUAGAUAUAAAAAAUCUGUAUUUCGUAGUGACUCCGAAACGACGAUUUCUCAUUUUUAUCCAUAAAAUAAGGCUAGAUAUAAAAAAUCUGUAUUUCGUAGUAACUCCGAAACGACGAUUUCUCAUUUUUAUCCAUAAAAUAAGGCUAGAUAUAAAAAAUCUGUAUUUCGUAGUGACUCCGAAACGACGAUUUCUCAUUUUUAUCCAUAAAAUAAGGCUAGAUAUAAAAAAUCUGUAUUUCGUAGUAACUCCGAAACGACGAUUUCUCAUUUUUAUCCAUAAAAUAAGGCUAGAUAUAAAAAAUCUGUAUUUCGUAGUGACUCCGAAACGACGAUUUCUCAUUUUUAUCCAUAAAAUAAGGCUAGAUAUAAAAAAUCUGUAUUUCGUAGUAACUCCGAAACGACGAUUUCUCAUUUUUAUCCAUAAAAUAAGGCUAGAUAUAAAAAAUCUGUAUUUCGUAGUAACUCCGAAACGACGAUUUCUCAUUUUUAUCCAUAAAAUAAGGCUAGAUAUAAAAAAUCUGUAUUUUGUAGUAACUCCGAAACGACGAUUUCUCAUUUUUAUCCAUAAAAUAAGGCUAGAUAUAAAAAAUCUGUAUUUCGUAGUGACUCCGAAACGACGAUUUCUCAUUUUUAUCCAUAAAAUAAGGCUAGAUAUAAAAAAUCUGUAUUUCGUAGUGACUCCGAAACGACGAUUUCUCAUUUUUAUCCAUAAAAUAAGGCUAGAUAUAAAAAAUCUGUAUUUCGUAGUAACUCCGAAACGACGAUUUCUCAUUUUUAUCCAUAAAAUAAGGCUAGAUAUAAAAAAUCUGUAUUUUGUAGUGACUCCGAAACGACGAUUUCUCAUUUUUAUCCAUAAAAUAAGGCUAGAUAUAAAAAAUCUGUAUUUUGUAGUAACUCCGAAACGACGAUUUCUCAUUUUUAUCCAUAAAAUAAGGCUAGAUAUAAAAAAUCUGUAUUUUGUAGUGACUCCGAAACGACGAUUUCUCAUUUUUAUCCAUAAAAUAAGGCUAGAUAUAAAAAAUCUGUAUUUUGUAGUAACUCCGAAACGACGAUUUCUCAUUUUUAUCCAUAAAAUAAGGCUAGAUAUAAAAAAUCUGUAUUUUGUAGUGACUCCGAAACGACGAUUUCUCAUUUUUAUCCAUAAAAUAAGGCUAGAUAUAAAAAAUCUGUAUUUUGUAGUAACUCCGAAACGACGAUUUCUCAUUUUUAUCCAUAAAAUAAGGCUAGAUAUAAAAAAUCUGUAUUUUGUAGUAACUCCGAAACGACGAUUUCUCAUUUUUAUCCAUAAAAUAAGGCUAGAUAUAAAAAAUCUGUAUUUUGUAGUAACUCCGAAACGACGAUUUCUCAUUUUUAUCCAUAAAAUAAGGCUAGAUAUAAAAAAUCUGUAUUUUGUAGUAACUCCGAAACGACGAUUUCUCAUUUUUAUCCAUAAAAUAAGGCUAGAUAUAAAAAAUCUGUAUUUUGUAGUGACUCCGAAACGACGAUUUCUCAUUUUUAUCCAUAAAAUAAGGCUAGAUAUAAAAAAUCUGUAUUUUGUAGUGACUCCGAAACGACGAUUUCUCAUUUUUAUCCAUAAAAUAAGGCUAGAUAUAAAAAAUCUGUAUUUUGUAGUAACUCCGAAACGACGAUUUCUCAUUUUUAUCCAUAAAAUAAGGCUAGAUAUAAAAAAUCUGUAUUUUGUAGUGACUCCGAAACGACGAUUUCUCAUUUUUAUCCAUAAAAUAAGGCUAGAUAUAAAAAAUCUGUAUUUUGUAGUGACUCCGAAACGACGAUUUCUCAUUUUUAUCCAUAAAAUAAGGCUAGAUAUAAAAAAUCUGUAUUUUGUAGUGACUCCGAAACGACGAUUUCUCAUUUUUAUCCAUAAAAUAAGGCUAGAUAUAAAAAAUCUGUAUUUUGUAGUGACUCCGAAACGACGAUUUCUCAUUUUUAUCCAUAAAAUAAGGCUAGAUAUAAAAAAUCUGUAUUUUGUAGUGACUCCGAAACGACGAUUUCUCAUUUUUAUCCAUAAAAUAAGGCUAGAUAUAAAAAAUCUGUAUUUUGUAGUGACUCCGAAACGACGAUUUCUCAUUUUUAUCCAUAAAAUAAGGCUAGAUAUAAAAAAUCUGUAUUUCGUAGUGACUCCGAAACGACGAUUUCUCAUUUUUAUCCAUAAAAUAAGGCUAGAUAUAAAAAAUCUGUAUUUUGUAGUGACUCCGAAACGACGAUUUCUCAUUUUUAUCCAUAAAAUAAGGCUAGAUAUAAAAAAUCUGUAUUUUGUAGUGACUCCGAAACGACGAUUUCUCAUUUUUAUCCAUAAAAUAAGGCUAGAUAUAAAAAAUCUGUAUUUCGUAGUAACUCCGAAACGACGAUUUCUCAUUUUUAUCCAUAAAAUAAGGCUAGAUAUAAAAAAUCUGUAUUUUGUAGUAACUCCGAAACGACGAUUUCUCAUUUUUAUCCAUAAAAUAAGGCUAGAUAUAAAAAAUCUGUAUUUCGUAGUGACUCCGAAACGACGAUUUCUCAUUUUUAUCCAUAAAAUAAGGCUAGAUAUAAAAAAUCUGUAUUUCGUAGUAACUCCGAAACGACGAUUUCUCAUUUUUAUCCAUAAAAUAAGGCUAGAUAUAAAAAAUCUGUAUUUUGUAGUGACUCCGAAACGACGAUUUCUCAUUUUUAUCCAUAAAAUAAGGCUAGAUAUAAAAAAUCUGUAUUUCGUAGUAACUCCGAAACGACGAUUUCUCAUUUUUAUCCAUAAAAUAAGGCUAGAUAUAAAAAAUCUGUAUUUUGUAGUGACUCCGAAACGACGAUUUCUCAUUUUUAUCCAUAAAAUAAGGCUAGAUAUAAAAAAUCUGUAUUUUGUAGUGACUCCGAAACGACGAUUUCUCAUUUUUAUCCAUAAAAUAAGGCUAGAUAUAAAAAAUCUGUAUUUUGUAGUGACUCCGAAACGACGAUUUCUCAUUUUUAUCCAUAAAAUAAGGCUAGAUAUAAAAAAUCUGUAUUUUGUAGUGACUCCGAAACGACGAUUUCUCAUUUUUAUCCAUAAAAUAAGGCUAGAUAUAAAAAAUCUGUAUUUCGUAGUGACUCCGAAACGACGAUUUCUCAUUUUUAUCCAUAAAAUAAGGCUAGAUAUAAAAAAUCUGUAUUUUGUAGUGACUCCGAAACGACGAUUUCUCAUUUUUAUCCAUAAAAUAAGGCUAGAUAUAAAAAAUCUGUAUUUUGUAGUGACUCCGAAACGACGAUUUCUCAUUUUUAUCCAUAAAAUAAGGCUAGAUAUAAAAAAUCUGUAUUUCGUAGUAACUCCGAAACGACGAUUUCUCAUUUUUAUCCAUAAAAUAAGGCUAGAUAUAAAAAAUCUGUAUUUUGUAGUAACUCCGAAACGACGAUUUCUCAUUUUUAUCCAUAAAAUAAGGCUAGAUAUAAAAAAUCUGUAUUUCGUAGUGACUCCGAAACGACGAUUUCUCAUUUUUAUCCAUAAAAUAAGGCUAGAUAUAAAAAAUCUGUAUUUCGUAGUAACUCCGAAACGACGAUUUCUCAUUUUUAUCCAUAAAAUAAGGCUAGAUAUAAAAAAUCUGUAUUUUGUAGUGACUCCGAAACGACGAUUUCUCAUUUUUAUCCAUAAAAUAAGGCUAGAUAUAAAAAAUCUGUAUUUCGUAGUAACUCCGAAACGACGAUUUCUCAUUUUUAUCCAUAAAAUAAGGCUAGAUAUAAAAAAUCUGUAUUUUGUAGUGACUCCGAAACGACGAUUUCUCAUUUUUAUCCAUAAAAUAAGGCUAGAUAUAAAAAAUCUGUAUUUUGUAGUGACUCCGAAACGACGAUUUCUCAUUUUUAUCCAUAAAAUAAGGCUAGAUAUAAAAAAUCUGUAUUUCGUAGUGACUCCGAAACGACGAUUUCUCAUUUUUAUCCAUAAAAUAAGGCUAGAUAUAAAAAAUCUGUAUUUUGUAGUGACUCCGAAACGACGAUUUCUCAUUUUUAUCCAUAAAAUAAGGCUAGAUAUAAAAAAUCUGUAUUUUGUAGUGACUCCGAAACGACGAUUUCUCAUUUUUAUCCAUAAAAUAAGGCUAGAUAUAAAAAAUCUGUAUUUCGUAGUAACUCCGAAACGACGAUUUCUCAUUUUUAUCCAUAAAAUAAGGCUAGAUAUAAAAAAUCUGUAUUUUGUAGUAACUCCGAAACGACGAUUUCUCAUUUUUAUCCAUAAAAUAAGGCUAGAUAUAAAAAAUCUGUAUUUUGUAGUGACUCCGAAACGACGAUUUCUCAUUUUUAUCCAUAAAAUAAGGCUAGAUAUAAAAAAUCUGUAUUUUGUAGUGACUCCGAAACGACGAUUUCUCAUUUUUAUCCAUAAAAUAAGGCUAGAUAUAAAAAAUCUGUAUUUUGUAGUGACUCCGAAACGACGAUUUCUCAUUUUUAUCCAUAAAAUAAGGCUAGAUAUAAAAAAUCUGUAUUUUGUAGUGACUCCGAAACGACGAUUUCUCAUUUUUAUCCAUAAAAUAAGGCUAGAUAUAAAAAAUCUGUAUUUUGUAGUGACUCCGAAACGACGAUUUCUCAUUUUUAUCCAUAAAAUAAGGCUAGAUAUAAAAAAUCUGUAUUUCGUAGUGACUCCGAAACGACGAUUUCUCAUUUUUAUCCAUAAAAUAAGGCUAGAUAUAAAAAAUCUGUAUUUCGUAGUAACUCCGAAACGACGAUUUCUCAUUUUUAUCCAUAAAAUAAGGCUAGAUAUAAAAAAUCUGUAUUUUGUAGUAACUCCGAAACGACGAUUUCUCAUUUUUAUCCAUAAAAUAAGGCUAGAUAUAAAAAAUCUGUAUUUUGUAGUGACUCCGAAACGACGAUUUCUCAUUUUUAUCCAUAAAAUAAGGCUAGAUAUAAAAAAUCUGUAUUUUGUAGUAACUCCGAAACGACGAUUUCUCAUUUUUAUCCAUAAAAUAAGGCUAGAUAUAAAAAAUCUGUAUUUUGUAGUGACUCCGAAACGACGAUUUCUCAUUUUUAUCCAUAAAAUAAGGCUAGAUAUAAAAAAUCUGUAUUUCGUAGUAACUCCGAAACGACGAUUUCUCAUUUUUAUCCAUAAAAUAAGGCUAGAUAUAAAAAAUCUGUAUUUCGUAGUAACUCCGAAACGACGAUUUCUCAUUUUUAUCCAUAAAAUAAGGCUAGAUAUAAAAAAUCUGUAUUUCGUAGUGACUCCGAAACGACGAUUUCUCAUUUUUAUCCAUAAAAUAAGGCUAGAUAUAAAAAAUCUGUAUUUUGUAGUGACUCCGAAACGACGAUUUCUCAUUUUUAUCCAUAAAAUAAGGCUAGAUAUAAAAAAUCUGUAUUUCGUAGUAACUCCGAAACGACGAUUUCUCAUUUUUAUCCAUAAAAUAAGGCUAGAUAUAAAAAAUCUGUAUUUCGUAGUAACUCCGAAACGACGAUUUCUCAUUUUUAUCCAUAAAAUAAGGCUAGAUAUAAAAAAUCUGUAUUUUGUAGUAACUCCGAAACGACGAUUUCUCAUUUUUAUCCAUAAAAUAAGGCUAGAUAUAAAAAAUCUGUAUUUUGUAGUGACUCCGAAACGACGAUUUCUCAUUUUUAUCCAUAAAAUAAGGCUAGAUAUAAAAAAUCUGUAUUUUGUAGUGACUCCGAAACGACGAUUUCUCAUUUUUAUCCAUAAAAUAAGGCUAGAUAUAAAAAAUCUGUAUUUCGUAGUAACUCCGAAACGACGAUUUCUCAUUUUUAUCCAUAAAAUAAGGCUAGAUAUAAAAAAUCUGUAUUUCGUAGUAACUCCGAAACGACGAUUUCUCAUUUUUAUCCAUAAAAUAAGGCUAGAUAUAAAAAAUCUGUAUUUUGUAGUAACUCCGAAACGACGAUUUCUCAUUUUUAUCCAUAAAAUAAGGCUAGAUAUAAAAAAUCUGUAUUUUGUAGUGACUCCGAAACGACGAUUUCUCAUUUUUAUCCAUAAAAUAAGGCUAGAUAUAAAAAAUCUGUAUUUUGUAGUGACUCCGAAACGACGAUUUCUCAUUUUUAUCCAUAAAAUAAGGCUAGAUAUAAAAAAUCUGUAUUUUGUAGUGACUCCGAAACGACGAUUUCUCAUUUUUAUCCAUAAAAUAAGGCUAGAUAUAAAAAAUCUGUAUUUCGUAGUAACUCCGAAACGACGAUUUCUCAUUUUUAUCCAUAAAAUAAGGCUAGAUAUAAAAAAUCUGUAUUUUGUAGUAACUCCGAAACGACGAUUUCUCAUUUUUAUCCAUAAAAUAAGGCUAGAUAUAAAAAAUCUGUAUUUUGUAGUAACUCCGAAACGACGAUUUCUCAUUUUUAUCCAUAAAAUAAGGCUAGAUAUAAAAAAUCUGUAUUUUGUAGUGACUCCGAAACGACGAUUUCUCAUUUUUAUCCAUAAAAUAAGGCUAGAUAUAAAAAAUCUGUAUUUCGUAGUAACUCCGAAACGACGAUUUCUCAUUUUUAUCCAUAAAAUAAGGCUAGAUAUAAAAAAUCUGUAUUUUGUAGUGACUCCGAAACGACGAUUUCUCAUUUUUAUCCAUAAAAUAAGGCUAGAUAUAAAAAAUCUGUAUUUCGUAGUAACUCCGAAACGACGAUUUCUCAUUUUUAUCCAUAAAAUAAGGCUAGAUAUAAAAAAUCUGUAUUUUGUAGUAACUCCGAAACGACGAUUUCUCAUUUUUAUCCAUAAAAUAAGGCUAGAUAUAAAAAAUCUGUAUUUUGUAGUGACUCCGAAACGACGAUUUCUCAUUUUUAUCCAUAAAAUAAGGCUAGAUAUAAAAAAUCUGUAUUUCGUAGUAACUCCGAAACGACGAUUUCUCAUUUUUAUCCAUAAAAUAAGGCUAGAUAUAAAAAAUCUGUAUUUUGUAGUAACUCCGAAACGACGAUUUCUCAUUUUUAUCCAUAAAAUAAGGCUAGAUAUAAAAAAUCUGUAUUUUGUAGUAACUCCGAAACGACGAUUUCUCAUUUUUAUCCAUAAAAUAAGGCUAGAUAUAAAAAAUCUGUAUUUUGUAGUGACUCCGAAACGACGAUUUCUCAUUUUUAUCCAUAAAAUAAGGCUAGAUAUAAAAAAUCUGUAUUUCGUAGUGACUCCGAAACGACGAUUUCUCAUUUUUAUCCAUAAAAUAAGGCUAGAUAUAAAAAAUCUGUAUUUCGUAGUAACUCCGAAACGACGAUUUCUCAUUUUUAUCCAUAAAAUAAGGCUAGAUAUAAAAAAUCUGUAUUUUGUAGUAACUCCGAAACGACGAUUUCUCAUUUUUAUCCAUAAAAUAAGGCUAGAUAUAAAAAAUCUGUAUUUUGUAGUGACUCCGAAACGACGAUUUCUCAUUUUUAUCCAUAAAAUAAGGCUAGAUAUAAAAAAUCUGUAUUUCGUAGUAACUCCGAAACGACGAUUUCUCAUUUUUAUCCAUAAAAUAAGGCUAGAUAUAAAAAAUCUGUAUUUCGUAGUAACUCCGAAACGACGAUUUCUCAUUUUUAUCCAUAAAAUAAGGCUAGAUAUAAAAAAUCUGUAUUUUGUAGUGACUCCGAAACGACGAUUUCUCAUUUUUAUCCAUAAAAUAAGGCUAGAUAUAAAAAAUCUGUAUUUCGUAGUAACUCCGAAACGACGAUUUCUCAUUUUUAUCCAUAAAAUAAGGCUAGAUAUAAAAAAUCUGUAUUUCGUAGUAACUCCGAAACGACGAUUUCUCAUUUUUAUCCAUAAAAUAAGGCUAGAUAUAAAAAAUCUGUAUUUUGUAGUAACUCCGAAACGACGAUUUCUCAUUUUUAUCCAUAAAAUAAGGCUAGAUAUAAAAAAUCUGUAUUUCGUAGUAACUCCGAAACGACGAUUUCUCAUUUUUAUCCAUAAAAUAAGGCUAGAUAUAAAAAAUCUGUAUUUCGUAGUAACUCCGAAACGACGAUUUCUCAUUUUUAUCCAUAAAAUAAGGCUAGAUAUAAAAAAUCUGUAUUUCGUAGUAACUCCGAAACGACGAUUUCUCAUUUUUAUCCAUAAAAUAAGGCUAGAUAUAAAAAAUCUGUAUUUUGUAGUGACUCCGAAACGACGAUUUCUCAUUUUUAUCCAUAAAAUAAGGCUAGAUAUAAAAAAUCUGUAUUUCGUAGUAACUCCGAAACGACGAUUUCUCAUUUUUAUCCAUAAAAUAAGGCUAGAUAUAAAAAAUCUGUAUUUCGUAGUAACUCCGAAACGACGAUUUCUCAUUUUUAUCCAUAAAAUAAGGCUAGAUAUAAAAAAUCUGUAUUUCGUAGUAACUCCGAAACGACGAUUUCUCAUUUUUAUCCAUAAAAUAAGGCUAGAUAUAAAAAAUCUGUAUUUCGUAGUAACUCCGAAACGACGAUUUCUCAUUUUUAUCCAUAAAAUAAGGCUAGAUAUAAAAAAUCUGUAUUUCGUAGUAACUCCGAAACGACGAUUUCUCAUUUUUAUCCAUAAAAUAAGGCUAGAUAUAAAAAAUCUGUAUUUCGUAGUAACUCCGAAACGACGAUUUCUCAUUUUUAUCCAUAAAAUAAGGCUAGAUAUAAAAAAUCUGUAUUUCGUAGUGACUCCGAAACGACGAUUUCUCAUUUUUAUCCAUAAAAUAAGGCUAGAUAUAAAAAAUCUGUAUUUCGUAGUGACUCCGAAACGACGAUUUCUCAUUUUUAUCCAUAAAAUAAGGCUAGAUAUAAAAAAUCUGUAUUUCGUAGUGACUCCGAAACGACGAUUUCUCAUUUUUAUCCAUAAAAUAAGGCUAGAUAUAAAAAAUCUGUAUUUCGUAGUAACUCCGAAACGACGAUUUCUCAUUUUUAUCCAUAAAAUAAGGCUAGAUAUAAAAAAUCUGUAUUUCGUAGUGACUCCGAAACGACGAUUUCUCAUUUUUAUCCAUAAAAUAAGGCUAGAUAUAAAAAAUCUGUAUUUCGUAGUAACUCCGAAACGACGAUUUCUCAUUUUUAUCCAUAAAAUAAGGCUAGAUAUAAAAAAUCUGUAUUUCGUAGUGACUCCGAAACGACGAUUUCUCAUUUUUAUCCAUAAAAUAAGGCUAGAUAUAAAAAAUCUGUAUUUCGUAGUGACUCCGAAACGACGAUUUCUCAUUUUUAUCCAUAAAAUAAGGCUAGAUAUAAAAAAUCUGUAUUUCGUAGUAACUCCGAAACGACGAUUUCUCAUUUUUAUCCAUAAAAUAAGGCUAGAUAUAAAAAAUCUGUAUUUCGUAGUGACUCCGAAACGACGAUUUCUCAUUUUUAUCCAUAAAAUAAGGCUAGAUAUAAAAAAUCUGUAUUUCGUAGUAACUCCGAAACGACGAUUUUCAUUUUUAUCCAUAAAAAUUGAGCUAGAUAUUUUUUACAGUUUCAACGUGGGCCCCGCGCAUUUCCUCGUUUUCUCCACCGAAUUCUACUUCUACACCGAAUACGGCUAUCAUCAAAUCGAAACGCAAUUCAAAUUCCUAAAAUCCGAUUUGAAGGCGGCAAAUUUGAACCGCAAAUCGGUUCCAUGGAUUAUUACGAUGGGACAUAGACCAAUGUAUUGUUCGGACUUUGAUGGCGAUGAUUGCACCAAAUUCGAAUCGGUGGUGGGUUUUUUUGCGCGAAAAUUUGGAGCAUUUUGAGCCCGGAAUCGAGUUUUCCGGGUUAUUUUAAGCCUGUGUGCUUUUUUCGAAAAAAAAAAAAAAAAAAAAAUUUUUUUUGCUUUUUUUUCCACUUCAUACCUCAAAUUUUGGCCCCGAAAAGCCUCUCAGGCUUCAUUUUCGAUGAAAAUUUGAAUUUUUGGCCAUUUUUGAGCCCGGAAUCGAGUUUUCCGGGUUAUUUUAAGCCUGGGAGCUUUUUUUCACAAAAAAAAAAAACAAAAAAAAAAAAAUUUGCUUUUUUCCACUUUAUAGCUCAAAUUUUGGCUACGAAAGACCUCCUAGGCUUAAUUUUUGACCAUUUCGAGCUACAGUACCCCCUUCAGAUUCGCACCGGACUUCCGCUAACUCACGCCUACGCGCUAGAAAAACUGUUCUAUGAGCAAGGAGUCGAUGUGCAAUUAUAUGCUCAUGAGCACACUUAUGAAAGGCUGUGGCCGGUUUAUAAUCGUACUGUAGGUUUUGUCGCGAGAAACCUACAGUACCCCUAGCAUACUGUAGAUUUUCAGGUUUAUAAUAACACAGAUGCACCGUAUGUCAAUCCACCAGCUCCAGUGCAUAUUAUAACUGGUUCAGCGGUGGGUUUUUUUGAAUUUUUGAAUUUCCCGCCAAAAACAGUUUUGGCGGGAAAUUCAAAAAUUCAAAUUUUCCAGGGUUGCCGUGAGAACACGGAUAUUUUUGUGGUGAAUCCACCGCCGUGGAGUGCGAAAAGAUCGACAGAUUAUGGAUUCGGAAGGAUGCGGAUCUUUAAUGAGACACAUUUGCGAUUCAGGCAGAUCAAUGUUGCUCAGGUUAGGCACUACAGUAAUCGCGUUAAAAUUUGCGGUAUUUUGACACCAAACAUGAUAUAGUUUAACUUGGCAUUGCUCAUAUUAAACUAGAAAUUCAGGAAGGUCAAAUCGACGACGAUUUCUGGAUCAUCAAAACCUCCAACAAACAUCACCGCCCAUUUCGACAUCGAGAUUCGAAAAAAUUGAAAACCUAUGGAACUUAUAUCGAUUGA